Messenger RNA from Bombus terrestris (buff-tailed bumblebee), 4913 nucleotides. Its product is annotated as ATP-binding cassette sub-family C member 5. The transcript has 26 exons. Lineage: Eukaryota; Metazoa; Arthropoda; Insecta; Hymenoptera; Apidae. Gene Ontology annotation, molecular function: ABC-type transporter activity; ATP hydrolysis activity; ATP binding. Gene Ontology annotation, biological process: transmembrane transport. Gene Ontology annotation, cellular component: membrane. The record is from RefSeq and is a predicted model, not a curated record. The coding region runs from base 524 to 4810 and encodes 1428 amino acids.
UAUAAUUCAAUAUUAUAACUUAAAUAAUGAAUACAUAUAAAUGAGGUUGGAAUAAAUAGGACUAUGGGGCAGAGAAGUAUGAAGCACAUUGUAUUGUACAUAUUUAGCAUAUCAAGUACUUAAUUGAAAUCUAUUAGUCAUGUAUAGAAGUGACUGGAUGCGGAAUAUGAAACGUACACGGUUUGACAAAACAUAUACCAAAAUUAAUCAUCCAUAAACAAAGAUAAUCAGUAUCUUAAGUAUAUUUGAGGUCGACGACGACAUUAGAUUUUGGAAGAUAAGAUAUAAUUCGGUAAAAAUUUGAUACAUUUCUUCCAUAAAAUGUGAAGAACAACAUAACCGUACACAGCUGAUAGUUUAAUCGUUACAUAGAUAACGGUAACAUACUAUCAAAAUUAAUUUUUUUCUGAUAAUUUUACGGACUAUUGUACUGGUAUCUCUACCAAGCAUGUAACAAUGCAUAAGUAAUACUACAAAGUAAAAUAUCAUCAAAUAAAUUGAAGAAUUGUGUUAAAAGAAAAUCAUGGAAAAUAAGACAGAUUCUCCUAGUGGCCAAAGUGAAGAUAAUGAAGUUCAGUGUAUUAAUAGUGAAAGGCACAAUGAUGCUAGCGAAGGACAGCAUUUUUUACUUCCUAAUAGAUACUCACGCUCACCAAAAGUACCAAUAGAAUAUAUCAGAAGAACCAAUAUGAGUCGGUACAAUCCAGCUCUAAGGAAUCUUAUACCAAUACGUCAUAGAAACCAAAAUAAAGAAAGUAUGCCAGCAGAUAGUGCUGGAUUAUUUUCAUAUAUUUUUUAUACAUGGAUAACGCCAUAUAUUUGGGAAGCAUAUAAAAAGGGUAUUGACAUUACAAAUCUACCACGUAUUUCUAUUUAUGAGAGCUCCAAAUACAAUACACAUAGAUUAGAAAUACUUUGGCAAGAGGAGAUAGGCAGACAUGGUCCAUACUUGGCAUCAUUUUCAAGCGUAGCUUGGAGGUUCAUGAGAACAAGAAUAUGUAUAGCUGGAUUUUUAUUAAGUUGCUCUACAAUUUGUGGAUUUAUUACCUCUAUGAUAUUAAUGAAGAAAGUACUGGAACACGUUCAGUCACCAGAAGAAGGUACAUGGCUAGGUAUAAAAUGGGCAUUGUUACUAACAGGCUGUGAUCUACUGCGAGUAGUAUUUUUUAAUUGGACUUGGAACACUAAUAUUAGAACAGCACUGAGAUUAAAAUCUGCUUGUACUACUCUUUUAUACAAAAAGAUUAUUAGACUGAAUAGUCUUGGAAACAAAAGCACAGGAGAAAUAACUAAUUUGUUUACUAAUGACAGCCAAAGACUUUUUGAUGUAGUCAUUUAUGGACCUAUGAUAUUCAGUGGCCCAAUAAUUAUUAUCUGUGGUAUAUCCUAUAUUCUGUGGAUAUUUAGUCCCAUAGCUAUUUGUGGAAUAUUGACCUUUUUGAUAUUCUAUCCUUGUCAGUAUCUUAUAUCCCGUUUAGUCGGACAUUUUCGUUCUAAGACAGUUGUUAUUACAGACAUACGAGUGAAAUUAAUGAACGAAAUUUUAGAAUGUGUAAAAUUGAUUAAAAUGUAUUCAUGGGAAAAAUAUUUCAGCCACAAACUUCUUGGUAUACGAAAGAAGGAGGAAUACUGGUUACAUAAAAUUGUAUAUUUCCAAAGUCUUGCUAUUUCUUUAACUCCAGCUAUACCUGUGAUAGCUGCAAUUAUUACAUUUCUAGCUCAUUUAUCUACAGGCAGUAAUUUAACUGCUGCUCAGGCUUUCCCAAUUACAACAUUUUUUGGAAAUAUGCUGAGAAUGGCACUCGCCUCCCUUAAGGAUUCUACACGACAUUUUAUCGACGCUCAUAUUGCACUUAGAAGAAUGAAGGUGUUCCCUUUUGUAACAUUGCUGAAUUCUCAAUUUCGUUCUUCUUUUAUGUUCCUUCAAGUGGCAUUAGUUAAUAUUAAUGAGUCAAACAUAACACUCAACAGAUUUCAGGAUGUAUUGCUUCUAGAAGAACAGAUAUGUCACAUAUCUAAACCAAUAGUAAAAUCGCAAGCUGUAGCCAUUGCUAAUGGUACAUUCGUUUACGAAAAUGCUAACUUGCACACUAAGAAGUUAAAAAAUGUUAAAGAAAAAAAGAAAGUUGGAUCAUAUUUAAAGACCAAAAUUGAACUAGAGAAACUUAAUGAACCCUCCCAGGAAACACAAUACACGGAAGUACUCUCUGACAUUAAGUUUGGAGCAGCUAAAGGUAGAUUAAUAGGAAUUUGUGGACAAGUAGGAAGUGGGAAAUCUAGUCUCUUACUUGCUGCUCUAGGGCAGUUAAAAAUGAUAAAUGGCCAUAUUUUGAGAGAAGGUUCAUGCGCUUAUGUUAGUCAGCAGGCAUGGAUUGUUAAUGCAACCUUUAAAGAAAAUAUAUUGUUUGGAAACCAGUUUGAUGCUAAACGAUACUAUCAAGCAUUAACAGUAUGCAGUCUAAAAGAAGACUUGAAUAUGUUACCGGGUGGAGACGAAACUGAGAUUGGAGAAAGAGGUAUAAAUCUUUCAGGGGGACAAAAGCAAAGAGUUGCUCUCGCUAGAGCACUUUACGCUAAUCGAGAUAUAUAUUUUUUGGACGACCCAUUAAGUGCAGUGGAUGCACAUGUGGGUUUUUACAUUUUUAAAAAUUUAAUUCUCGGAGCGCUUAAGGAUAAAUGCGUUUUGCUUGUAACACAUCAGAUUCAAUUCCUAAAGCAUUCUAAUCAAAUUUAUGUAAUGCAUAAAGGUAGAAUUGUAGAACAAGGUACACACGAUGAAUUGAUAAAAUUAAAUAGAGAAUACGCUGCAAUGGUAAACAGUGCACUAUUAAAAACGAAGAAUAGUUCAAAAGAUGAAACCUCAGUAUUAACUAAGAUAGAUAGCAGAGAAUCUAGUAAUGAUUUGGAGAAACAAACAGCAUGCAGUUCUGGAGACAACAAUGAAGAUAUUGCAAUAUCAAAGGAAAUACAUGGAGGGGGAGCAAUUCUGACAACGCCAGAAAAAAUGGGGACGGGUACUGUGGAAUCGUACACGUAUCAUACAUAUGUGAAAUCUGCGGGUGGUUAUUUCGUAGCUCUUUUGGUAUUUUUUACGCUCUUGUUAAAUGUUGGAAGUUCAGCAUUUAGUACUUGGUGGUUAGCCAUAUGGAUUAAAGCUGGUGGUGGAAAUGUCACUGAUCCCAAUACCAAUAAAACUGUAACUUCAAACAAUUUAAAUGAUAAUCCAAACUAUUCAUACUAUCAAGACAUUUAUAUUGGCUGCAUUGGAGUUAUUUUGUUAACAAGUUUACUGCGUGGCUUGGCUAUUAUGUACGCUACGAUAAAGGCUUCAACGACAUUACACAAUCAAGUUUUUAAGAAAAUGAUUAAAUCAGCAGUAACAUUUUUUGAAACUACUCCUAUUGGAAGAAUACAAAAUAUUUUUAGUCGAGAUAUUGAUGAAGUGGACAAUUACAUACCGAUUUCUGUGGAAAACAUGGUACAGAAUAUUAUUACAUGUAGUUUUGCAAUUAUAGCUAUAUGUGCAAUAUUACCCUGGUUUUGUAUACCAUUAAUCAUUCUUGCGGCUGUUUUCUUUUAUAUUAGCAAAAUCUUUAGAGUAGCAAUGAGAGAUUUCAAGCGAAUAGAGAGUACCUCGCGAUCUCCCGUUUUGAGCUUUGUUACAACCACUAUUCAUGGUUUGAAUACCAUUCAUGCGUUCCAAAAGGGAAAAGCAUUUGUAAACAAAUUUGAGGAAUUAAUUGACUUAAACAAUUUGUGCCUUUACCUAUGUCAGUCUACCAUGAGAUGGUCCGCCGUGAGACUCGAUAUUUUAGCGAUUAUUUCCUCUUCCAUUACUGCGUUUCUUGUAAUAUUGCUUAAAAACCAAAUAUCACCACCUCUUGCCGGUUUGGCAAUGGCAUACGCAAUGCAAAUGACCGGCGUUUUUCAGUAUACUGUAAGAUUAAUGGCAGAAACAGAAACUCGUUUUAUAAGUGUCGAAAGAAUAAGUUACUACUUAAGGACAUUACAGAAGGAAGAAAGUUUUGGGAAUGAACCUAUAAAUCCUUCAGAUCAAUGGCCUACUGACGGAAAAUUGGAAUUUCAUAAAGUCGAAUUAAAGUACAGAAAAGAACUGCCACCUGUAUUGGAUAAUAUUUCAUUUGUUAUUAAAUCUGGUGAACAUAUAGGUAUUGUGGGAAGAACAGGAGCUGGGAAAAGUUCUCUUAUCGUUGCUUUGUUUCGAUUAGUUGAAAUUUCUAACGGAAAAAUUCAAAUUGACGGCAUAGAUAUUGCAAAAGUGAAGUUAAAAUUAUUAAGGAAUAAAUUGUCUAUAAUUCCUCAGGAUCCUGUUUUAUUUAGUGGAACCAUACGAUCAAAUUUGGAUCCUUUUGAACAAUUUGACGAUUCCGAAAUUUGGAGUGUUUUAGAAAAAACUCAAUUGAAAGAGAAAAUUCAAGCUAUGCCAGCAGAACUCAAUGCUCCUAUUGAAGUUGGAGGAAACAAUUUAAGCGUUGGCGAGCGACAAUUACUUUGUUUAUCAAGAGCACUUUUGCGUAAUGCCAAAAUAAUAGUAUUAGAUGAAGCAACUGCUGCUGUUGAUCCAGAAACUGAAGUCGCUGUUCAAAAUACCAUACAAAACGCAUUUUCCAAUUCUACUGUAUUAACGAUAGCUCAUCGUUUGAAGACUGUUAUUUCAUGUAAUCGUGUUAUCGUUAUGAAGAAUGGCCAAAUAAUUGAAUUUGAUGCACCAUCUGUACUUUUAUCCAAUUCAAACUCCGAAUUUUCGAAAAUGAUGGCCUCAACAGAGAAGAGCAUAAAGGAAACUUAAUCGAUAUUAACAAUAGUAUUAUAUUUAAUAAAUACAAACAUUAACAAAUUAAAAAAAUGAGUGUUCUUUAAAAUAUAUGUUAAGCAUAUUUUAAUAUACGAUU